Diceros bicornis minor is the source of this 2561-nucleotide messenger RNA. It is a transcript of the gene CDV3, whose product is annotated as CDV3 homolog. NCBI's taxonomy places the organism in Eukaryota, Metazoa, Chordata, Mammalia, Perissodactyla, Rhinocerotidae. Bases 339 to 968 code for a protein of 209 amino acids. The record is from RefSeq and is a predicted model, not a curated record. Gene Ontology annotation, cellular component: cytoplasm. The transcript has 5 exons.
AGCCGAGCACUGUCGCCGGAGCCUCUGGCCUGCGCGUUCCUUUUCCCCUCCGGCUGCGGAGCGGGCGGGAUCCUGCACCGGGGGCGCGGCGACAGCGGCAGCUCCGGCGGGUCGGGCGGCGGCCGCGGCGCGCGAUCCCCCAGGCGAACCGUACUACCUCCCGCCCGCACGCGGGGGGAGCCGCCCGCCCCGCCGCGCACGCCUCGGCGACCCCGCGGGGCUGAGGCGUCGCCGCGCCCGGGAGCGUGAGCGCAGCGCCGGCCUCGACCCGGAGCUCCGAACCCCGCGGGCCGCGCCCGCCGCCGGCCCCACCCAUCCGGGCCGAGGAGGCUGCGGCCAUGGCCGAGACGGAGGAGCGGAGCCUGGACAACUUCUUCGCCAAAAGGGACAAGAAGAAGAAGAAGGAGCGGAGCAGCCGGGCGGCGAGCGCCGCGGGCGCAGCGGGCGGCGCCGGCGGGAGCAGCGGAGCCGCGGGCGCGGCGGGCGGCGGGGCGGGCGCGGGGGCCCGGCCGGGCGACGGCGGGACCGCGGGCGCGGGGACCGCGGGCUCCGGGGCCGCCACCAAGGCCGUGACGAAGGAUGAAGAUGAGUGGAAAGAAUUUGAGCAAAAAGAGGUUGAUUACAGCGGCCUCAGAGUUCAGGCAAUGCAAAUAAGUGAAAAGGAAGAAGAGGAUAAUGAAAAGAGAGAUGAUCCAAGUGAUAACUGGGAAGAAGGUGGAGGUGGAGGUGGUGGUGUAGAAAAAUCUUCAGGUCCCUGGAAUAAAACAGCUCCAGUGCAAGCACCUCCUGCUCCAGUAAUUGUUACAGAAACCCCCGAACCGGCAACGACUAGUGGUGUGUACAGGCCUCCUGGGGCCAGGUUAACCACGACAAGGAAAACACCACAAGGACCACCAGAAAUAUACAGCGACACACAGUUCCCAUCCCUGCAGUCCACUGCCAAGCACGUAGAGAGCCGAAAAUACUGAGCCUUCGUAAGGGUUGACUACCUCAGAUUUGCUGCACUCAUUGUGGACUUCGUGUGGAUCACAACUUCUGGAUGAGAAGGUUACAGCUAUUAAGUGUUGAUGUGAAACUUGAAACCAGCUCUACUGGAUUCCUGUCAGAAAUCCUGAAGAAAGUCAGCCAUCGGGGUUCUGAUCUGCUGUAAAAGAGGAAGAUUUAAGUGACCUUAAUUAACCUGUCCUGUGCCCCACCCUUUAGGAAUAUUCUGUCGUGGGCUGUGGCUGUAUUAGACUUCCGGAACAUGCCGCUCUCAAAAGAACUGAUGUGUUCAGAUAAUCUGUGUAGGGCUGUGAUUUAUAAUUUAAACUUUGAGUUGUAUUCUGAGGUAACCACAAAUUAAAUGCAACCAAACUUGGGUCCACCAAGUGGGAAAAGGGGUGGGGGAGAGAAUAAUCUUGUUUCUUUUAGUAAUUUUUUAUUUGGGUAGUGCUUUUUCUGUGUUCCACAUUAAGGCCUUUUUUUGCUUUGACUUGGAUAAGUCCUUUGACAGAGCAUAUUGCUUGGUUAACUAAGGAACAUGAAAUAUGCGUUAGAAUUGUGAAAUGUCUCGUGAAUUUGCCAGUCCCUAGAGUGGAACCAAAUAGCCUUUGAUGUAAAGGGCAGUGGAUGCAGGGGGCUCUACUUCAGGUGCUGCUAAAGCCUCCUCUAAUCAGGUCGAAAUUGCAGAGGAAACUGCAGUGGAGCGAGUGUGGUUUCUGCUCAGGCCAGGGGAUUCACUGACUUGUCCUUGUAAAUGCAAAGCAACGUGAGCAGAACCUCAGCUUAAAACCCACUUAAGUGUCAUGGAUCUUGCCUGAUCUCUGACAGGAAUUCCAGAUACACUUGUGCCCAAAUUUUUAAGGUAUUGGACGUUCUGUAGAUGCAGUGAUUGUCCAGCUUAGCUCUGUUAUCAACCUUCUGGUGUGUCUGUACGUUGUUCAUUUGGAGAGUCAGGGGCAAAAGACAGGUGAUGUAGCACUUCUGUUUUUAAUAAUUACAGCUUAAACUAUCCAGUAAUUUUUAGUCCUUAAAAGGGACUGCAGGAAACUGCCCAGGAUUACUGAAAAGUCUUUCCAUCUAACGAGAUAGUCUGGUAAUUCCUUAGUUUUGUAUCUUUGGUUCAAUAGAAAUAUUUCAGAGUGGUGUGUGACCACUUGAUGCAGAGUCUGGGUUGCUCUAUAAUAAAUCCUUUUGCCAAAUGCCGGAGUUGCAGACUUGCUACUGGCGAGAGUGAAGCGAAUGGGUGAGUAGAACUAUGCUGAUGUGGGAGCAUUUUCCUGUAGGAGUUCAGUCUUGAUGAAAGUGUCCAUGUGGGAAUUGGACUCCUCAGAGGGUCACAGUAUCUCCUGAUGGGACCUGCCAGCCGCAGCUGGGCAAUAAUGCUGGCAUUUUCUGAGUUGGCAGGAGGAUGGCUGCCUUCUGAUGUAUUUGGGUGAUGAGCCAGCCAAGGAGAGGUUGGAUGAUUAAGUGAGAAUACAAGGGAUUCUUGGUUAAACUGAAGACUCCGUUUGGGAACCAAAAAUCUUAACAAAUAAUCUCUUGGACCUUGAGCCACAUAUUUCCCCAGAAAAGUAUGC